Molecule: messenger RNA, 9229 nt
Organism: Carassius auratus (goldfish)
Lineage: Eukaryota; Metazoa; Chordata; Actinopteri; Cypriniformes; Cyprinidae
Product: histone-lysine N-methyltransferase SETD1B-A-like
Exons: 18
Coding region: 1359-6887 (1842 amino acids)
Cellular component (GO): Set1C/COMPASS complex
Molecular function (GO): RNA binding; histone H3K4 methyltransferase activity; protein binding
Source: RefSeq, a predicted model, not a curated record
GGAGCACUAAAAAUAAAUACACAUUCAGCCAGUUUAAAUAAAAUGCCUGUUAAAUUAGCAAUAAUACAUUUAUUCUGCAGCUAAAUAAGCAAAGACAAUAAAGAUAAACUUACUUAUUGAUUAAUGCUUGGCCCUAAACAAGGCAGGGGCUUAAAAGCAGUUGGUAAUUUUCAUGUUUUUUUCUCUCUUUCUCUUUUUAAAGUCUAGUUAGUAGUAAUAUAAUAAUCAAAUGCAAAAUGUUUAUUCAGUAGCAUUUUACUAAAGAAUAAAAUGCUGUUAUAUGGGUGUGCCAUGACCUAGUUUGCUGGGACAAAGAUGGUUUCCAGGAAGAGGAAAAAAAGUACAAAAAAAAUGUCAAAGGGAUAUCAUCCAACAUUUCAUCUUCCUUCUUCUCAGAUCCUGUAAACAGAAACACUGUAUGUAUUAAAUAGUCCAUAAAAGGCUGAUGAAAUCAAUUAGAUCCCUUUAGGAACAAAGGAAACCCAUUUUGGCCAUUGAGUCCCAAUGUAGGAGAAAAUGGCUGCGCCUGCAUUCAGCCUUCUUUCUGCUCUCUGUAGGAAGAACUGAAGGCUGUGCUUCUAAUAGCUGAAUCUAGCCCGGUGCUUCAAUCUGAUUGGCUAGAGAGAGAGCUGCUGUUAACCAGCCAAUUGCCCAAGCACCGCAGAAUAUCAAACAAUGUUGGGAAUGGUUGGAAUUGAGAAAUGUAUCACAACUAAUAUUAGUACAUAACAUUAGAUGUUAAAAUAAAAUAAAAAAAACUUUUUUGUUGUUGUUUUGUUUAUAUAAGGUGGACCCUUGUGUAAGUGUAUUUUACUGACACAUUCUGAAUGCAAGACUUAAUUAAAUAUUCAGGAAUAAAUGUUUAAAUUAAAACAAAAACGCAGUUCGUUUCUAAACCAAAUCAUUUGGGCUUCCAGCGCGUGUCCCAAUUCAGUUUUAACAACCUUCCCCAGCGUCGCUCCUCCAUGUCCAUCUUGUAUUUAACGUCCAUGUAAAUCUAUCGUGCAGAUUCAACGCGUUCAAAGCGUUGGUGUUUCUGUUCGAAAUUCAACAUAUGUUCACUUCCUGCUCGUUUACCGCAGACAACUCCAUUCGUAUCAUUCGUAUGUGUUUUUGACGGUCAAAUAAAAAUUCUGUUUUGGGGUAACAAUUAAAAAUAAUAAAUCGAAAGCGCGUGUCGAAUGUGCAGGAAGGUUCAGAUAGUGGUGUAUUGUGGGAGAGACAGAAACCCCAGACUAGAGGCACACAAUAUGUGUUGGCUCGCAAAAAAGAGGCAGUAUCCUUAAAAUCAUGUAAUGUGAUCGGCGAAACGUUCAAGAUCUAGCCGUUUUAUAUACAACUACUCGAUCGGACACAAGAUGUCCAGACCUGGAGAAAGAAACAAACUAAAUGAAGAUCACGGUAAAAGACAGAGUUCAAGUUUGGCGAACGGAAUGGAGAACAGCCAUCCUAUCUGCAGCUCGGGAGAGAAACGAAGUCAUUGGAGAAGUUACAAGUUGAUUAUUGACCCAGCAUUGAAAAAGGGAUCGCACAAACUGUAUCGCUACGAUGGACAGACCUUCAACGUGCCGAACCCCGGAAUGCCACCCGUGGACAUCGUCCGAGACCCGAGAAUCGGUCGUCUGUGGACAAAGUACAAGGAGACUGAUCUCCCGGUUCCUAAAUUUAAGAUCGAUGAGUGUUACAUCGGUCGCGUGCCUCCAAAGGAGGUCACAUUUGCCAAGCUCAACGACAACGUCAGAGAGGGAUUCCUCACCGACAUGUGCAAGAAGUUCGGCGAAAUCGAGGAGGUGGAAAUCCUGUACAAUCCGAAGAACAAAAAACAUCUCGGAAUUGCUAAAGUUGUUUUCGGGACCGUCAAAGCGGCGAAGGAUGCUGUGCAGAACUUGCACAACACGUCUGUCAUGGGCAACAUUAUCCACGUGGAGCUGGACCCUAAAGGUGAAAAUCGCCUAAGGUACUUCCAGCGUCUGAUCAAUGGAAGUUAUACUCCGCUCACUCUUCCAGUGGGUGGUGAAGAGGCCUGUGAAGUUUCUCCACGCAGCUUGGCUGAAGCCCUGCUGCCCUUGCGAAGACUGUCCGAAGGCAGUUCUUCUGCAGUCGGAGGCACGGCCACACCGGGCGGCACCAACACACCCAUAUCCCUAGAUACAGCCUACUCCAGCCUAAGGCAGGAUACGCCUCAGUCCCAGGGUACCCCGCACACCCCGCGGCCAUCAGGCACCCCGUUCUCUCAGGACUCCAGCUACUCCAGCAGGCAAGGCACUCCGGCAUUCCAGUCGAACCGUGCUGAAUCCUCGGGAGGCUACAAGUCGAGACGGCAUGAAACUAAAUUCCAGGAUGCCUACAACCGAAGACCGGAGAGGCAUUAUGUCCAUGGUACAGGAGGAGGGGUGCAUCGUGGUAACGCAGAGCAACCGCCCAGUUUUAAGCAACAUCAGCCCCCCGAGCCGCCGUCACCUGCUUUUGCGCACACGCCGCCGCCACCAGCCAGUGGAAAUUUCAAAAAUGCUUUCUCUCCUUAUCAACCCCCAAUUCCCCCAGUGUACCCUCACACAGAGCCUUCUUUCCACCAGCCUGUACAACGGGAAGUGGAUUAUAGGAGACCGCCUCAAGCCCCGCCUCCCCCGAGUACUGACUUCAUGCCUGUCAGAGACGGGCCUGUAACACCGCCAAUGCCCGAGCCGCCACCCCCUGCACCAGAAUCCCAACCAGCCACACCUCCCCCCUCCACACCGGAGCUCUGCCCAUCACUGGGCACCCCGACCCAGGACUCUGAGCGCAACAGCUUGGACUCGCGCAUAGAAAUGCUUCUUAAGCCCUACCUGAAUGAACGCGGAGACUCUGAUGCUGAGGUGCGCAUGGACGGGAGUCCGAUUUCUUCAUCAUCCUCUCAGCUCUCCCCCAUUCCACCCCAGCGGCCCUCACGCCCUUCUAGCACCGGCCUGGAGGACAUCAGCCCAACGCCACUUCCUGAUUCGGACGACGAUGAACCUAUUCUUGGUACUGCUUCCCUGUUGGCAAAUUCUAGGGCUGUGUCGCCCUUCAUGCACAGUAAAAGUGGGGCAGGAGAACCACGGACGCCCAUCGACAAAAUGGACACGGACCAUCAGUCAUCAGGUGAAGACAUGGAGAUUUCCGAUGAUGAGAUGCCUGGCACACCGAAUGCUAGUGGGGAUUGUGAAAGCAUUGUGGUCAACUCUGCGAUGUCUCCAAUGCAGACCAUUUCCAUGCCCCCGCCAGGGUUUCCCCCACUGCCUCCUCCACAGGCUGGCUUCGCACUGCAACUACCUCCUCUUCCAACCGUACCACACCUGACUGGCCCACCUGGCGUGGUCCCCCAUCCGAUGCUACACCCGUUGCACCCUUAUCCCCCUGGCAUGAUGCCCAUUAUGCAGAUGGACCUCAUGAGCUCCUUAACUCAGUGGGGAAGCGUUCACAUGUCCUUCCAGAUGCAGACUCAGAUGUUAAGUCGCAUGGCACAAAGCCAGCGGCCAUACCCUUACCCUCACUUCAUCAGCGGGGCUGCUGCAAGUGCCAGCGCUGCUGCCGCCAUGCAGUUUGGAGGCCCGUAUCCACCUUUGUCUAUGGUUGGUGCGCCUGCAAGCACUGUGGGUCAGGAGCAGCCCUGGCAUCUAACCAACAUGCCCAAGUUCAACCCUGCUGUUCCCCCUCCAGGCUAUGAGCCCCAAAAGGAAGACCCACACAAAGCCACUGUGGAUGCAGUGCUUACGCUUAUUGUCAAGGAGCUGAAGUCCAUUAUGAAAAGAGAUCUCAACCGCAAGAUGGUGGAGGUGGUGGCCUUCAGGGCGUUUGAUGAGUGGUGGGACAAACAGGAGCGUUCGGCUAAGGCUACGAUUACACCUGUGAAGACAGGUGAGGGCAAAGAUGACGAAAAAGAACGGGCCAAACCCAAAGAGACUAUAUCCUCUAGCUUACUGGAAAACUGGAACAAGGUUGAGGGUAUGGGAUUCGAGGGAAUGGGUCUCGGCAUAGGCCUGCGUGGUGCCAUCCGGUUACCAUCCUUCAAGGUUAAGAGGAAACAGCCCCCUGAACCAACAUCUUCCACUGACAAUAAGAGGGUGCGACCAUCCACACCUGUCGAUGAUGAGCUGGAAGAUGAAGAAUCAGAAAGAAUAGAUCUUCACACAGACGGAUCCAGAACGGAUGGCGGUGGUACUUCUGCAAAGCGAAGGCCAGCCAGACCUCUGGAGCUUGACAGCGAAGGCGAAGAGGAGGAGGAAACUUCUGGCAAAGAGGAGUCAUCACCUUCAGAUCAUGAAGAGGAGCCAGUGGAAGAUGCCUCUGAGAGGUUGUCCUCUGGCAUGGUUAUGGAGGAUGGGGAAGAUGAUGAAAAGAAGAGCGAAUCAGACUCCAGUGGGAGUGAAUCAUCUGACUCAUCAGAUGAUGAAUCUUCUAGCUUAUCCUCCUCCUCCAAAUCUGGUUCUGGUUCCUCUGGGAGCGAGAGCUCGUCCGACUACGAAUCAAGUUCAGAGGAGGAAGAGGAGGAAGAAGAAGAACAGGUAGAGGGAAUAGAGGAUGAAGAUGAAGCCGAUGCACAAACCUCAUCGUCGUCCUCAUCUUCCACAUCCUCAUCUUCUGAAGAGGAGGAUGCUGACGUAAAAGCUCCCAGUACCCCCACAGGACCACCACUAGAAGAGGAACCAAAUGAGUUGGGCAGGCUGGAAGCGUUAGAUGAGCCAGAGAUCAAUCACAAGCAUACUGCAGUGAGCUCAAUCAAGUCUGGAGUUGAAGACUUGUGGCCCCCAUCACCCAAAGGACUGCCAGCCGAUAAACCCGACGUAGAUUUGGCCAUCAGUAUUCCAGUGUCCAAAGCUGAAGCCACCCUGGAGGAUGUCGGUAGCUUGCGGCCAGCCACUCCAACAGGUUCGUUUGCAGACAGUGAUCUGGACUCCCAACCAAAGAUCCCUAUAGAAGACUUUCCCAGUACCCCUGGGCGGGUUGGCCCAGUUUCCCUAGAAUCAGAAGCCGCAAUCCCUCAUUCUCUUCCUACGCCCUCAAUGCACCUUCCAUUUCCCUCCAAUCAUGCUCUUGAAGCUCGAUCCUUUCUGCCGCCUCCUGAAGCUUUGCCGGAUAUACCUGUCCGUGGGCGGUUGCCUACGGAAGAGGACAUCCCACGCACACCGGGGAGAGAUCUUAUGGACAGAUCCCGGGGCUUGGGCAAGUCUCAAAGCACUGAUACAGUUCCAGUCACACCAGGUAGCGACACGCCACUAACAGGUAACAGCUUGAGCUCGCCGCAUAAUCACGGCAGCCCUUUCUCUUACCCUGCUCAAUCCCCUGUCCUCAGCGCUGGUAUCCCUCGGACUCCGGGUAGAGACCUUACUUUCGCCCCAGCUUUCCCUGAUUCUGCUGCUUUAUCUGCAGGCCUUCCCAUUCACAGGAAGGCCUCGUCAGAGAGCUUGGAGGAGAAGUCUCUCUUUAAAGAACCUCUACUUAGCGCCUCUCCUCAGGCCAGCCUACCUAACAAUGCAGUUUCUUCCCCAUUCCCUGGUCCUCCCCUUCCUGCUGCUUCACUUCAGGAGCCACCUCUGCCUCCCCAAGGCUCCUCUCCCACUUCUGUAGAGACUUCCUCUUCUGCUGCUCCAAAAGACCUACCUGUUCCUGUGCCCUUAGAUACUACACCAAGCAAGAGGAAACUAGGACGCCCCAAGUCUAAAAAGGGACAAGUGACCACGCCUUCAGAUUCUGAAGAGCCUUCAGCUCCAAUGGUGGCCUCUUUACCUCCAGAUCUACCAGUAAACAACCUGUACCCAGAACACCCUUCAGACACCUUCAAAAGAGAAGAUGGUGACUCCAGAGCCUUGGAAGAAGAGAAUAACCAAACCCAGACGGUCAUACCUGAGCUAGAAGACAGGUUGCUUUACGUCGAGGAACCUAUUCAGAAGACGCGCCGACAGAGACGGGGCUGGCAAGAGUUGUUGUUGUCCAUGCACUCCCCCGUGUCAUCACCGGCCCACACCAGCUUCUUACCCCGCUCAGAAUUUGAGGAGAUGACCAUCUUAUAUGACAUCUGGAAUUUUGGCAUUGAUGAGGAGGACAUCUCCUACCUUAAGAUAACUUAUGACAAGAUGCUGCAGCAGGACAAUGGCAACGACUGGCUCAACGACACCCUCUGGGUCCACCAUCCUCCUACCAACAUGGGCAGCACAUCAGGGCUGAAAAAGAAGCGGAAAGAGGAUGGUAUACGCGACCAUGUCACCGGCUGUGCCCGCAGCGAGGGCUACUACAAAAUCGACAAGAAAGACAAAAUGAAGUACUUGAAAAGCUCACACCUGCAGUCCGAAGAGCCUGAUGUGGACACUCAGGGGAAGAGUAUUCCAGCACAGCCCCAAGUGUCCACUAGGGCAGGUUCAGAGCGGCGGUCUGAACAGCGGCGCCUGCUGUCAUCCUUCAGCUGCGACAGUGACCUCCUCAAGUUCAACCAGCUCAAGUUCCGUAAAAAGAAAAUCCGGUUCUGUAAAAGUCACAUUCAUGACUGGGGAUUGUUCGCCAUGGAACCUAUUGCUGCUGAUGAGAUGGUUAUCGAAUAUGUUGGCCAGAAUAUCCGACAGGUUAUCGCAGACAUGCGAGAGAAGCGCUAUGAGGAAAAGGGCAUCGGCAGUAGCUACAUGUUCCGUGUGGAUCACGAUACCAUUAUAGAUGCAACCAAAUGUGGCAACUUUGCUCGCUUCAUCAAUCACAGUUGCAAUCCAAACUGUUAUGCCAAGGUCAUCACUGUGGAGUCACAGAAAAAGAUCGUCAUCUACUCCCGGCAGCCAAUAAAUGUUAACGAGGAGAUCACCUACGACUACAAGUUCCCCAUCGAGGACGAGAAGAUACCGUGCCUCUGUGGUGCAGAAAACUGCAGGGGAACCUUAAACUAACCCCAGCAUAUAGGUGAGAACUUUGUUAAAAACAUGCACUGCCCAACAACAAGCCCAGACGCCCCAUCUUCUGGAGCUACAGAGGAAAUAGUGGGUAAAAUCCAACACAUCCACUGGAUACAUCGUGCAGCUAAGUGUCUGGGACUUCUUUUUUUACUUUUUCAUGAUUGUUUACAAAUUACAGGUGCUCUUUCAAGCAUAAAAAAUAAGUUUUCUGCCACUCUUCCAUUGACCUCUUUGGAAAUUGACUUAUUUCCCUCCCAAAUGUUUGGGCGCUGACUUUGUUGUCUGCCCAUUUGGCACAGUUUGUCUUUGCCGUGGAGCUCCUGCUCCUCGUCAGUCCCCUUUUCUUCUGCAGUUUGGUUAUGGAGAGACCUCCCCGUCCAUGAACUUGGACCCCAAACACUUUAAGCUGCUCACGUCUGUUCCACAGGCACAAAAUUCAGUUUUAAAAAGCUCCUAUCACGUUUUUUUUUUUGAACUUGCAUGAAGUUGGACUUCACUGUAUCGUGCCCUCAAGGUUUAGCAUUCAUUGUGACACUAACCAUUGUUGGGGUAAUUGGGUGAAUUGUCUUUAGUUUGCAGAACAUUCAACAAAAGCACACCUGCGCCGGCCACAAAACAAAUCAGAAGAAAAGGUCCACAGCUCAGGCAAAUAUACACAAAGCGAAACGCUCCUACGAUAUUUCAGCCAGCGCUGCACCUAUGUGGCAGGUUACUGACUGGACAAUUUUUAAUGGAUAAAAGCAAAUCAUACAAUACACUACACUUUAUUCUUUCAUUUAUUCAAGCCAUUUUUAGUCAUCUCUGUGAUCUUUGGAUUUGAGCAUGUCUUCUGCCCUCUAGCUUUUGUAAAAUGCAAAGACAGAAAGCUGCUGGUCUUCAAUCAGAUUCCACUUUAAAGCUGUACAGCUUAGUAUUAACUCUGUGUUCGUCAUGUCAGCUCACUCUUUUAGCAGAUAAACAUGCAGAGGUCCAAUUAGGUUCAUGCAUAUUCCGGCACUAGUGCUGAAUUUUCUAUUAUGGAGCGAAUCUCACCAUGAUGCUGCUAUUCUGCAAACGUAUGUUCCUAAUUUUCUCCACCAGUUCACUUUAAGAUGGUGAAAUCCACCUGCACUGGUUUCAGCAUGGGUUUUCAUAGUAUUUGGAGUUCUUUGUGAGUGCUGUAACUGGCGCACAGCACUGAUGCUUUACAAAAGGGUUGCCCUGACACCAAUUCAACGAAUAAAUCUAGUCUAAGUACAUGCACCGAUGUUUAGGAUCAGACCCUGGAGUAUUAGGUCCGUCGACCUGAAACUGCCAGCAGUGGAUGCAGAAUAUCAAGUACAGAGUUGAAUAGAGUGCCAAAUGUGUACUUUAAUGUGUCACGGCUCUAAAGGCAAACCUUCUUCCAUUUGUCUCCUCCUAUGUGUGUGUGUGUUUCAAGUUCACUGGUACUUCGAGCGACCCGCUUGGGGUCUUUCUGCAUUUUGCUCAGUAUUUAACCAUCAAAAAGUUUGAAAACUAUUAUAGCCUCAUUCAGCCAAAUUUCGCUUCGAAAGCGGAAGACUUUCUGAUCUGCAAGGCAACAUGGUCACUGUGCUUUUCUUUGUGAUUUGGUUAUGUUAAUAAAUGCACUAGAGGCUUCUAACCUCCCAUCAGGCCAAAUGGCUCUCACAAGAACAAGCUAUGAAACGUGUCCUUUAACAUGAGUUCACUCACAGGGUAAGGUCUCCCCUUUUUUGUUAUUUUUCUUUUUAAAUAUGUUUAUAUUGUACAGGAAAAUAAUGGUUUGUAUUGAGGAAUGAGGCUUUUUUUAUCAUGAUGGGGAGUGAUGAUGCAUCGUUCUGCUUUUAUGAGCGACAAAUGGAGUAUUUAAAAUGAAUAUUUUUCAGGGAUCAUUAUAUGAAAAAAGGGGUUGAAUAGCUAAUUUAAAGAAAAUGAUGCAUCUUGUACAUAAAACCGAUUUGUACUUCCUUUUGAAAGAUUGUUUCUUGUAGAAACGUCUUUUUCUGCCCAUUUUCCUUUGGAUUCUUAUGUGUAAAUACUUUGAACUGUGAAUAUAUAAAUAUAAAUAUAUAUAUUUUUGUUCCUGAGGAUUUGCUACAGCGUCACAGCUCAGAAAGGUCUAUCUGACAGUGAGUACAGAGAGCUGGUGGCAGUAUUUUCAGCUUGUGUCAAGCUUUAUUUUUUAUUUUUGGUUGUAAAUUCUAUGAAAAUCUGUUUGCAGUGUGGGGGAAAAAGCAUUAUCAUUCAGAAAUGGCAAGGGAGAUUAGUAAAAUUGACAUUUUUCUCCCUGUCUAUUUAUUACACCACAAAUGUAUGGAGAAAGAUCAUGGAAAAAUAAAGGAUUUUUUUUUCAA